GGCCCCGCCAGCCCCGCCCCGCGCCCUCAGCAGCCUUGGCUCUAAGCUCCGGCUUGGAGCUGCAGCUGGGGCAGCAGGUGAGGUGGCCUCCCUCUUCCCUGGCGGGGUGUGAGUGUUCACCUGGUGCCGGGUGCUCAGACUCGAGGGGGGAGGACGUUGGGCAUCACGGUAGCCCCGGGCGAGGCUCAGCUGCCCGAGGGCUCUCAGAAGCGGCGGCUCUGGAUGAGGAUCCCAGUCUAGACCUCGAGUCUGCUCCCAGCCAGGCCCGAACGGGGCCCCAGCGGGGCCUCAGCGGGGCCUAGAUGGAGCUUCUCCCGCCGCCUUCCCAGCCUUCACUGUUGCUGUUGCUGCUGCUGCUGUUGCCGCCGCCGUCGCUGCUGGCCAGAGGGUCCUGGCGGUGCCCACGCACCCCCUAUGCCGCCUUGCGCAAUUUUGACGUGGAGUACCAGGUGCCGAGCUUCUCUGCCGGAGGUCCGGUACAGGCCGUAACGACCUACGAGGGCGGCGAGGACGGGAGUGCAGUGUUCGUAGCUAUACGCAAUCGCCUGUUUGUGCUGGGGCCUGGCCUGCAGCCAGUAGAGAGCCUGGUCACGGGCCCUGUUGGGGACUCCGGCUGCCAGACAUGUGCGGCCUGUGGCCCGGGCCCCCACAGCCCACAGGGAGACACAGAUGCACGGGUGCUGGUGCUGGAGCCGGCGCUUCCCGCGCUGGUCAGCUGCGGCUCUAGCCUGCACGGCCGCUGCUUCCUGCACGAACUUGAGCCGGGAGGCGCUGCCUUGCGCCUGGCACCUCCGCUCUGCCUCUUCUCCGCCCACCACAACCGACCCGACGAGUGCCCUGACUGUGUGGCCAGCCCCCUGGGCACCCUGGUGACCGUGGUGGAGCAGGGCCAUGCCUCCUACUUCUACACGGCAUCCUCGCUGGACGCGACGGUGGCCGCGAGCUUCAGCCCCCGCUCGGUGUCCAUCCGGCGCCUCAAGGCCGAUGCCUCCGGAUUCGCACCCGGCUUUGCGGCGCUGUCGGUGCUGCCCGAGUACCUCACUUCCUACUCCAUCGAGUACGUGUACACUUUCCGCGCCGGAGCCUUCGUCUACUUCCUGACCGUGCAGCGGCCCAGCGUGACAGCUGCCCCGGGCGCCUUGCACACGCGCCUGGCACGGCUCAGCGCUGCCGAGCCCGAGCUGGGCGACUACCGGGAGCUGAUCCUCGACUGCCGUUUGGAGCCCAAACGCCGGCGCCGCGCAGCGCCCCAGGGAGGACAGUCCUACCCAGUGCUGAGAGCGGCCCACACGGCGCCCGUGGGCAGCCAGUUGGCCAAGGAGCUGAGCAUCCCCCAGGGCCAGGAAGUGCUAUUCGGAGUCUUCGCGACUAGGAGAGACAGCAGCCCCGGUGUGAAUCCCAAUUCUGUCGUCUGUGCCUUUCCCCUCGACCUCGUGGACACUCUCAUUGAGCAGGGUGUGGAACGCUGUUGUGAGCCUCCUGUCUCCUCCGGCCUGCGGCGAGGCCUCGACUUCUUCCAGUUGCCUAGUUUUUGCCCCAACCCGCCUGGCCUGGAGGCCCCCAGCCUCAACACCAGCUGCCGUCACUUCCCUCUACUGGUCACUGGCAGCCUAUCACGUGUGGACCUCUUCAAUGGAUUGUUAGGACCAGUGCAAGUCACUGCCCUGCACGUGACACGCCUCAACAAUGUCACAGUGGCCCACAUGGGCACAGCUGAUGGGCGCAUCCUGCAGGUGGAGCUGGUCAGAUCUCUCAACUACUUGCUGUUUGUGUCCAACUUCUCACUGGGCAACAAUGGGCAGCCCACACAACGAGAUGUUAGUCGCCUUGGAGACCACCUGUUCUUUGCUUCCGGGGAUCAGGUCUUCCAGGUACCUAUCCAGGGCCCUGGCUGCCACCACUUCCUCACCUGUGGGAGUUGUCUGCGGGCACAGCGUUUCAUGGGCUGUGGCUGGUGUGGGGGCAUGUGUGGCCGGCAGAAAGAGUGUCCUGGCUCCUGGCAACAGGAUCAUUGCCCACCUAAGCUUACUGAGUUCUACCCUCAGAGUGGACCCCUAAGGGGCAGCACAAGGUUGACCCUGUGUGGCUCCAACUUCCACCUGCGUCCUGCUGAUCUGGUGCAUGAGGGCACACAUCAUGUCACCGUGGGCCAAAGUCCCUGCCGACUGCUGCCCAAGGACAGUUCAAACCUCAGCCCAGUGCCCCAGAAAGACUUUGUAGAGGAGCUUGAGUGUGAGCUACAGCCCUCGGGAAAGCAGCCAGCAGGGCCCGCCAAUGUCAGCCUCACUGUGACCAACGUGCCUCCAGGCAAGCACUUCCGGGUAGAUGGCACCUCCAUGCUGCAAGGCUUCUCUUUCAUGGAGCCGGUGCUGACAGCAGUAAAACCCCACUUUGGCCCACGGGCAGGGGGUACCCGCCUCACCCUUGAAGGCAAGGGCCUGUCCUUAGGCACCAGUCAGACUGUGCUGGUCAAUGGGACUGAGUGCCCACUGAAACAGGUCAGCGAGCAGCAGCUUUUAUGUACCACGCCCCCUGGGGCUGCUACGGCCAUCGUUCCCAUCCACCUGCAGGUAGGGGGUGCUGUGGUGCCUGGCUCCUGGAACUUUCACUACCGGGAAGACCCCAUUGUGCUGGGCAUCAGCCCCAACUGUGGCUAUAUUGGCUCCCAUGUCACCAUCCAUGGCCAGCAUCUGACUUCAGCAUGGCACCUAGUGCUGUCAUUCCAUGAUGGACUUAGGGUAGUGGAAAACAGGUGUAAGGGGCUGUCCCCGGAGCAGCACCAGUGCCGCCUGCCUGAUUAUGUGGUCCGAAGCCCCCAGAGGUGGGUGAUAGGGAACCUGAGUGCCUGGGGGGAUGGAGCUGCUGGCUUCACACUGCCUGGUUUUCGCUUCCUGCCCCCACCCCAUCCACCCAGCACUGACCUAGCCCCGCUGAAGCCUGAGGAGCAUGCCAUUAAGUUUGAGUAUAUUGGGCUGGGUGCUGUGGCUGAUUGUAUAGACAUGAAUGUGACCGUGGAUGGUAAGGUCUGCCAGCAUGAACUCCGGGGGGACGUGGUCAUCUGCCCUCUGCCCCCCUCCCUGGAACUUGACAAGGAACCACUACCACUGCAGGUCUGUGUGGAUGAUAAAUGUCACAUCCUGGGGAGGGUGGUACGGCCAAGCCGAGAGCGGGUCCCACAGAGGCUACUCCUUGGUGUCCUGCUGGCCCUGCUCGUGCUUGUAGCUGUGCUGGCCACUGUGCUGAUCUUCAACUACCGGCGGAGGAGACAGCUAGUCCUCUCUCUAAACUCAAAUGACCUGGCAUCCUUGGGCCAGACGACUGGAGCUGUGCCCUUGCCUGUGCUCUGCUCAGGCUCUGACUACAGAAGUGGCCAAGCCACCCCUGCCGCCGCCGAUGGUCUGCAUGAUCUGGAUGGUCUGGAUUCUACUACUUGGGGCCACAAAGCGUCCUCCUCAGACAGUGGGGAUGGGUCCUGUGUCCCACUGCUGCGGACAGCGUCCAUCCAGCUUGGGGACUUGGACUCUGCACUCCUGGCCGAGGUCAAGGAUGUGCUGAUCCCCCACGAGCAGGUGGUCACCCACAGUGACCGAGUCAUUGGCAAAGGCCACUUUGGAGUUGUCUAUCAUGGAGAAUACAUAGACGAGGACCAGAAUCGAAUCCACUGUGCUGUAAAGUCACUGAGUCGCAUUACAGAGGUGCAGGAGGCAGAGGCCUUCCUGCGCGAGGGGUUGCUCAUGCGUGGUCUGCACCACCCAAACGUACUGGCUCUCAUCGGUAUCGUGCUGCCACCUGAAGGCCUGCCCCGUGUGCUGCUGCCCUAUAUGCGCCAUGGAGACCUGCUUCGGUUCAUCCGCUCACCCCAGCGGGUCGGUGCUCAGAAUCCCACGGUGAAGGACCUCAUCAGCUUCGGCCUUCAGGUAGCCCGUGGCAUGGAGUACUUGGCAGAGCAGAAGUUUGUGCACAGGGACCUGGCUGCUCGGAACUGCAUGCUGGACGAAUCAUUCACAGUUAAGGUGGCUGACUUUGGCCUGGCUCGUGAUAUCCUGGACAAGGAAUACUACAGUGUUCGACAGCACCGCCACGCUCGCCUCCCUGUCAAAUGGAUGGCACUGGAGAGCCUGCAGACCUACAGAUUCACCACCAAGUCUGACGUGUGGUCGUUUGGUGUGUUGCUAUGGGAGCUGCUGACACGGGGUGCCCCACCAUAUCCCCACAUUGACCCUUUUGACCUCAUUCAAUUCCUGGCCCAGGGUCGGCGCCUGCCCCAGCCUGAAUAUUGUCCCAAUUCUCUGUAUAUGGUGAUGCAACGCUGCUGGGCUGUGGACCCCGCGGUGAGACCCACCUUCACGGCACUGGUGGAGGAAGUAGAGCACGUGGCGGCCAGGCUGCUUGGGGACCACUAUGUGCAGCUGCCGGCAGCCUAUGUAAACCUGGGCGCUGGUGCCUCGGAGGAGGCAAACAAGCCCCCAGAGCAGUUGCAGACCACACCUGUGCACAGGAACACGGGUCGACUCCGGCCUUUCUCAGAGCCAUCACAGCCCACGUGACCUCAGCUGUGGGCAGGCCUCCAGGGAUUGGACUGUCUAGCAGCCAGGGAGUUAAUCCCAAACUGCCUCUGGGCCAGGCUAGGCCCCAGGGCAGCCCAGGCUGGCCUCUGUCCUGUCCCUCCCCCUGAACUUUCUGGGGCGACAGGAGGGAGCAGGGCCCCAUGGCCCCUCACUCCACAGAGGGAACAGUGGGGUGAUCCUCAAUGUGAUGAGUAUUUAUGAGGUACCUGGUGUGUGCCUGACCUGCUGGGCACAGGAGACUCAGCAGUGACCAGCACUGGCCCUUGAAAUAGUAAAUGAACACCCGAAUAUUCAAGUGCAAA
Canis lupus familiaris (dog) is the source of this 4870-nucleotide messenger RNA. It is a transcript of the gene MST1R, whose product is annotated as macrophage stimulating 1 receptor. The record is from RefSeq and is a predicted model, not a curated record. The coding region runs from base 303 to 4547 and encodes 1414 amino acids. Gene Ontology annotation, biological process: cell migration; phagocytosis; protein phosphorylation. NCBI's taxonomy places the organism in Eukaryota, Metazoa, Chordata, Mammalia, Carnivora, Canidae. The transcript is spliced from 20 exons. Gene Ontology annotation, cellular component: signaling receptor complex; membrane. Gene Ontology annotation, molecular function: ATP binding; protein binding; transmembrane receptor protein tyrosine kinase activity.